Molecule: messenger RNA, 3442 nt
Organism: Pomacea canaliculata
Lineage: Eukaryota; Metazoa; Mollusca; Gastropoda; Architaenioglossa; Ampullariidae
Product: GTP-binding protein REM 1-like
Exons: 5
Coding region: 725-1933 (402 amino acids)
Cellular component (GO): plasma membrane
Molecular function (GO): GTPase activity; calcium channel regulator activity; GTP binding
Source: RefSeq, a predicted model, not a curated record
AGAGGGACUGGGAGGGUAAAGGAAUAAUCAGAUGAAAUAUCUUCGUCCUAAGUUUUUUUUUUUUUAUUGGGGAAGGGAGAUAAGCGAGACGGCUGUAUCGACGCGAGCAUGGCUUAUCUCCCCCUUACCGACGCUACGUCACAGCAGGCAACCAUCGAAACCGAAUCCCGUUUCGCGAUCCCUCCGUGGCUUGCUGUACCUACGCGACUGCGCGCGCACUGCCCCGCAUCCCCCCCAGCAUCGCGUGUAUGGUAGCAGCAGCAGCUGCAGCUGGGAACAGCACCAGCGGCUGACGCAUCGACUGCUGCGCAGUUGCCGCGUGUGCUGCGCGUGCAUGCUGUGGGUACGUGUUGUGUGCGCUAGUACUGUACGUCACCUGCACACCAGCGGAUGUGUUCUCUAAAAAACUCGUCAAACCUCGCGAGGACUGGUCGUUCUGCUGCUUCACUCCGCUGUUCCUUCGGAAACUAUUUUCUUUCUCUCUCUCCUUUCAUCGUCGAAGUGAGAUUUUACCUCUUCAAAGAAAAACUUUUUUUUUCGUAUGUGACGGCUUGCCGUAUGUCUGUGUUACCUUUUGUAUGCCGCCGUCAGGAACGAGAUUUUAUUUUCUUGUGAAGGUUGGAAUUAUGUGACAAAGUCGGCCAGAUCAUCUCGCACAAUCGGGAUCUCAAAACCAGCACUAUUUAACGGUCCCUACGAUCAAGGUGGGUCCACUACAGCAGUCAUGGCCACCAUCAUGAUGGACAUCCUGGUGGAAGGCGAGCGAGUGCCGGAUGAGAAGCUGGUGAGGGUGUCUCCUCUUCGCGAGUCCGGCUCCUCCUCCCAUUCCAGGUCUUCUUCCUUCAGGAACCGCCCGCGUCCCAAACUCUCCUUGGACAUCCAGGCUGCACAGAGACCUCGCACCAACUCCCUACCCAACACCCCGGCCUUUCUGCCUCUCCCUGCUCCAGACUGGAUGAAGGAAGGAGCCGGAGGAGGCAGUGGACUUUGUCGGGUGCGGUCCUUCAAGACCACCUCCAAAGGCAUCGUCAACAGCGGCGACUCCUUUAAACGCUCCACCCACAGCCUGGCGUCCAACGGGAGCAUCAGCAGCAUGGACCCUGACGCUCAUCAAGGAGGGACAUCAACGGUGACCCAAGCGGGUGGCAACGUCGUCCCCACUACUUUGUCGUCGCUGUCGUCAACGGGUGGCGGUGGCAUCAACCCCCGACGGGAAAGCUUAAACUCUGUGGAGAGCAGUGGCUUGACCCAGAGUGUGACCUCCUCCGUGACUAUCUCACACUACAGGGUUCUAAUGAUGGGAGCGCCGGGUGUCGGAAAGACAGCCUUGACCCGACAGUUUAUGACCUCUGAGUACAAGGGUACCUACGAAACGACCACACCGGAAAUAGAAGAAGAUGGAAUGUCGGUGUCCGUACUUCUCGAUGGUGAAGAAUCUGUCAUGGAUUUUCUGGACGAGGAGAUGCACCCUGACGGGGAGGGCGAGGACUUGUCUAUAGAUGCCUACGUUGUGGUCUUCUCUGUGACUGACGUCAGCACUUACAACUACGCCGUCUCCACCGUCCGGCGGCUCCGGGUGGAGAAAGGGGUGGACCGCGCCAUCAUCCUGGUGGGCAACAAGAUCGACUUGGCGCGCCAGCGCCGGGUCACCAAACACGAAGCCACGUCCUUGGCCUCUAAGUAUGACUGUCGCUAUACGGAAACGACGGCGGCGCUGAAUCAGCAUAUUGACGAGCUUCUCGUCGGCAUCCUCAGCCAAAUCCGCCAGAAGCUGCACCACCCGGACCUUUCGCGUCUCUCGCCGCCGGAGAGCUCCAAGCCUCGAUGUCGAUCCAAGUCUCCCGGCCGCGCCAUGUCUUUCUUUCAGAAGCUCUUUCGUCACGGAAGCGGCCGAAGCAAAACAAAGACCAGCGACACACUGUUUGUGAAGUAGCCAUAGCAACAUUUUAUCCCCUACCGCUGCCCCCCCCCAACACUGUUCCAAUGCGCAACUGCAUCCAUUUUGUCGGCACAGGAUCAGCCCACCAGCUGCAAAAUGGAAAUGUUUGUCCAUUCGUCCAUUUUGUGAUCUUUUGAUGGUUUCCCAAAGGCGUUUACAAGUCCAGAGGACAAAAACAAAGAUGACUAUUUUUGUUACAGGAACUUGUGAGAUCCAGUCUGUUGGAUGAUAAUGGUCACACGUUCCUCGAUGUGUUAGUGCAUCGAGAAAACAAUAGGAUGCUGUUGUCUUCUCAAAAUUUACUGGCGCCUGUCAUCGCUGUUUAUGGUUGCGACCUGAAAUCGCGAACAAUUUUCAACCUGUCGGAACAUGGCCACAUACACACAGCUUGGCCAAUUGCUUCCCCAAGCAACAUUUUGCAAAGUGGGAAUUUGCUAUUACAUCUGGUCAAACAUGGUGAGCAGAAGAAACCCCCAACUCACCUCUGUGUCACCCCAAAAGUGUUUCGUUCCUCCACAGCAAAAUUGGGACACGCCAUCUGUGCUUGCACAAUGGAGACUUGGCCAAGCUGUGGGAAGGUACAUCAAAUGUAAUUCUGAUCGCAAUAAAAAUCCCUUUUGUCAUAUGUGAACAUAUACUCACUUCAUCUGCGAAAAUGUAAAACAAGGAGGUCGACGGAUGGUGCGGGACUUAAUACUUUAGCCGCUGUUGACUACCUACCUCAAUCAAACUCUGGGAGUCAUUGCUGACAGACUAGACAGAACUAUCAACAUACAGAGGGCCGCUUGUGGUGUGCAGAACAAAAUCUGAAAGAAAAAUAAUUACUGCAAAAAAAAAAAUUAAAUAAAUAAAGGGAUAAAAACACCAAAAUCACAGAAACUUAAGCAAUAUUGCAAAUUCACCUAAUUAGUUUUUAAAGCUACACCCAUAAGACUUUUAUUUCAUAAUCUAUAACAGCAACUGCAAUAGUUUUCACUUAGCGAGAUUAGAAUAUUGAACAUAAUUCCAGGCUAUUGCUAAGUUUAUAUAUAUAUAUAAUCGAAUGUCGUUAGCCUUACAAAGACGUAGUAUGGGUUAAGAUCUUGAGAUAUAGGUAACCGAUUUUAAAAUCACGGUUUUUCUUACAAUAACGAACAUUGGAGUUUCUUCCCUUGUCUGUUAUUUUCCUGGCAUCCUCGUGUCAGCAGAUCUCACGCGCUAAUCCAGGUAAUACCAUCAAUAUUUCUAAAGCUAUCCAAAGGAUAAUUAGAUGAACUAUAUUAGUCCUCAGACAUCAAGCACCCUUCUUUUGGUGUCAAAAGGACCGCACACUUACUUGUAAACUAUUCCCAGCAUAGUUUCAUUGUCAUUUUCCCUGUAGUUCCAAAUUUUGUCAUCCGUCCAUUGUUCAGUCUUAAUUAAUGACAUUGCAAUAUUAAACUGGUAUGUUUGUUUAAAUACUAAUUAAAAGCGAAUGCUAAAGAAAUGGAUACUCUUUGUACACCUGCUGAUAAUUAACAAUGA